Messenger RNA from Penicillium hordei, 879 nucleotides. Its product is annotated as SRP9/SRP21 family protein. The record is from RefSeq and is a predicted model, not a curated record. NCBI's taxonomy places the organism in Eukaryota, Fungi, Ascomycota, Eurotiomycetes, Eurotiales, Aspergillaceae. Bases 1 to 879 code for a protein of 292 amino acids. The transcript has a single exon.
AUGGAAAAAGCCGCCAGCACACUGAUAACACCUCCACACACUCUCUCCAUCCACCAACUCCCCAACCAAUUCCUCUUUCAAGCCUUGAAUCUCAGCGGAUAUUUCCCGUCGAUCCGCAACAUUUCAUUCUGGGAAUUCCCCGCGACACCGAGACACCCACCAAGCUGCGCAUCCCACCACACCUCUCAACCCCAAAACCGCGAGCUCUACAGACGCUCACCACCACUCCAAAAUGCCCUACCUACCCACCUCCCAGGCCUACCUGGAACAGUCAGCACAGUUAUUACAAGCGUACCCAGACACAGUAAGCACCCGAACCUACCUCCCAUGCCAACCCGCCAUCCGAUCUUCCACACCGCGUCCCCCACAACGGGCAACAAUGAGCACUCCCAAUCCCAAUCCCAAAUCCAAAUCCAAAUCCACCAAACUAACAACAAAUCCCAGACUCGCAUAGUAACAAAAUACUCAUUCCCCACAAAUCGACGAGGAAACAUAAUCCGCGCCCACAAAUCCCAAGUCCGAAAAGACGCCGCCAAAGCCACCGAUGCUCCAUCCACCACACCCGCACAACCACCCACCGCAAUCGCAACCCUCACGCUGAAAACAUUCAACCCAACUACCGGAAUCUGUCUGCACUACCGCACAAACAAGGCACAGGAAGUCAGUCGCCUGAUUACGAGUCUGGGAAAACUGGCUGCCGGUGCUGAUGUAGCGGGUUUGGGGUUAUCAGCUGCGGUGCCUGCUGCCGGCGCGGAUGUGGAGAUGGUUGAUGCCCCUGCUCCUGUUGAGGAGGUGACGCCGGCUGCUGGUAAGGCGCAGGGUCAGAGUCAGGGACAGAGUGCGAAGGGGAAGAAGAAGGGUGGGAAGGGGAAGCGGUAA